Messenger RNA from Mugil cephalus (flathead mullet), 5578 nucleotides. RefSeq names its product extracellular sulfatase Sulf-2-like. Lineage: Eukaryota; Metazoa; Chordata; Actinopteri; Mugiliformes; Mugilidae. Gene Ontology annotation, molecular function: N-acetylglucosamine-6-sulfatase activity; calcium ion binding; glycosaminoglycan binding. The record is from RefSeq and is a predicted model, not a curated record. Gene Ontology annotation, cellular component: endoplasmic reticulum; plasma membrane; Golgi apparatus. The coding region runs from base 548 to 3166 and encodes 872 amino acids. The transcript has 25 exons.
GAGGGAGAGUGAAAGUGGAGAGGCAGGCAGGCAGACGUGUUGCAACAGAUGGCUUUUAGCAGCGGCGGCUCGGCGGCUGCUGCACCGAGGAACUCUGGGACGCGGCGAGACUGAGGACGCACAGCUGCAGGACGCAUUCACACUCAGAAAGAGCAGAAAGAGUGAGACAUCGUCUCUUUUCCCCCCGUCUCUCCUUCGCCUGCAGACACUUCCUCUCCAGACAGACCGGGAGACAUGGCACAAGUUUCUGUGGAUUUUCUUCAACCAGCAACAGUUUUAUGUGUGGUCUGAGCCUUCCUCCUCCUCCUCCUCCUCCUCCUCCUCCUCCUCCUCCUCCUCCUCCUGGGGUCAGGGAGGAGAACACCUGCUGACAGCGAGGAGCUCCUGAAGGAGGCCUGGACACAACAGAAGACGACGCACAGACAGACUCCGUCUCUACAGGAGCUGAACUCAACACUGUGGGAGCCUGUCUCUACAGAGCAUCUUAACAAGAAGCUGAGACUCUUGGUGGGGAGGAGUCUGAUAAUUUGACUGAGGGUCGGGGGCCAUGGCGGGCCGACUCCUCCUCUUCCUGUUCAUGACGGUGUCGCUGGGCCACGCCUACUUGCUGUCUGGACAGCGGCUGAAGCCCCGCCUCCAGAGAGACAGAAGAAACAUCCGGCCCAACGUCAUCCUGAUCCUGACCGACGACCAGGACCUGGAGCUGGGAUCGAUGCAGGCCAUGAACAAGACUCGCCGCAUCAUGGAGGAGGGCGGGACGUCUUUCUCCAACGCCUUUGUGACCACGCCCAUGUGCUGUCCAUCACGCUCGAGCAUGCUCACUGGGAAGUACGUCCACAACCACAACACCUACACCAACAACGAGAACUGCUCCUCGCCGUCAUGGCAACGGCAGCACGAGCCUCGGAGCUUCGGGGUUUAUCUCAACAACACUGGAUACAGGACAGCCUUCUUCGGGAAGUAUCUGAACGAGUACAACGGCUCGUACGUGCCGCCCGGCUGGAGGGAGUGGUUGGGUUUGGUGAAGAACAGUCGCUUCUACAACUACACACUGAGUCGCAACGGAGUCAGAGAGAAACACGGAGCCCAGUAUCCACAGGACUACCUGACCGACCUGAUCACGGCUGAGUCCAUCCGGUACUUCCGCUCCUCUAAGCGGGUCUAUCCUCACCGGCCGGUCCUGAUGGUCCUGAGCCACGCGGCCCCCCAUGGCCCCGAGGACUCUGCCCCCCAGUACAGCACCGCCUUCCCCAACGCCUCCCAGCACAUUACUCCCAGUUAUAACUACGCUCCGAACCCGGACAAACACUGGAUCAUGCGCUACACGGGGCCCAUGAGGCCGAUCCACAUGGAGUUCACCAACGUGCUGCAGAGGAAGAGGCUGCAGACGCUGCUGUCUGUGGACGACAGCGUGGAGAAGCUGUACAACAUGCUGGUGGAGACGGGGGAGCUGGAGAACACCUACAUCAUCUACACGUCGGACCACGGCUACCACAUCGGACAGUUCGGCCUCGUCAAAGGUAAAUCGAUGCCGUACGAGUUUGACAUCCGGGUCCCGUUUUACAUCCGAGGACCAAACGUGGAGCAAGGCAGCAUUAACCCUCACAUGGUCCUGAACAUCGACCUGGCCCCCACCAUCCUGGACAUCGCCGGCCUCGACACGCCCCCGGACAUGGACGGGAAGUCCAUCCUGUCUCUGCUGGACACGGACAAAUCUGCCAACAGGUUCGUAGUGAACAAGAAGACGAAGGUGUGGAGAGACUCGUUCCUGGUGGAGAGAGGGAAGCUGCUCCACCAGCGCGUUGAGGGGAAGGAGGUGUCACAGGAGGAGAACUUCCUCCCCAAACACCAACGGGUUAAAGACCUCUGUCAGAGGGCGGAGUAUCAGACGCCCUGCCAGCAGACGGGACAGAAGUGGCAGUGUGUGGAGGACGCCACGGGGAAGCUACGGCUCUUCAAAUGUAAAACCGAAAAGGGAGGGGCUAAGAACUUCCAGAGGGGCGUGUUUGGCCGGCACCGUCCAAUCAGCAUGAAGUCCCAGCUCUACCUUCCAGACUCGGACACCUGUGACUGUGACCUCCGAUCUUUCAACCUGCGACCCUCCAUGACCCUCUCCAAGAAAAAGUUCAAGGCUCUGAAGAGUUACUCCAGGAACCGCUACAGCCGCUCGCUGACGUCCAUGACCAACAGUUACCCCGGUAACGACAGCCUGGUGGGCGGGGCCGACUGGGGUCAGCCAAUGGGAGAGGAGUCUGAGGACGAGUUCAGCGGGAUGGGAGGAGUUCCCGCCGCCGUGGCCCCGCCCAACUCCAUCAAAGUCACACACAGGUGUUCCAUCCUGUCUAACGCCACAGUGAAGUGUGACACCGGCGUCUAUCAGUCUCUACAGGCCUGGAAGGACCACAAGCUGCACAUCGACCAUGAGAUCGAGACUCUACAGACCAAGAUAAAGAACCUGAGAGAGGUCAGAGGUCACCUGAAGAAGGCCCGCCCCCAGGACUGUGACUGCAGUAAAUACCUGUUCAAAUCCAAGCUGAAGAACAAGCUGAGGUUCAGAGGAGGAGGAGGAGGAGGAGGAGGAGGAGGUCUGCACCCGUUCAGCAGGAAGGGCGGGGCUCGGGACAAGAAGGCGUGGCUUCUGAAGGAGCAGAAGAGGAGGAAGAAGAUGAGGAAGAUAAUCAAGAGGAUCAGAAACAACGACACGUGUUCGAUGCCUGGACUCACCUGCUUCACCCACGACAACCAGCACUGGCACACCGCCCCCUUCUGGACACUGGGGCCGUUCUGUGCCUGCACCAGCGCCAACAACAACACCUACUGGUGCCUGAGGACCAUCAACGAAAGCCACAACUUCCUGUUCUGUGAGUUCGCCACCGGCUUCCUGGAGUACUUUGACCUGACCACGGACCCGUACCAGCUGAUAAACGCCGUCAGCUCCCUGGACCGGACCGUCCUCAACCAGCUCCACGUCCAGCUCAUGGAGCUCCGAGGCUGCAGAGGCCACAAGCAGUGCAACCCUCGCACACGCUCAGUGGAGACGGCAGGGGGGCGGGCCCACGGCAGCUUUGACGACUACAGGCUGUUUGAGAGGAGGAAGUGGCCCAGAGUCAAGAAACCUUCAUCAUCUAGAACCCUGGGUCCGAUCUGGGACGGCUGGAAAGGUUAAACCCCCUGAUUGGCUGGAGCGGACAUUCCUGGCUCCGCCCACAUCAGCCGGGUCAUGGUCGCCACCUGUCGGCCACCACGCCCCUCACCUGGUCGGUCAGCCAAUCAGAUUCUGCGAACCCCACCCCACCCCCCCGCUGCUCAGGGAGAGACGCUGGGAAGAAACACACCUCCCCCAUCAGGAGCCCCCCCCCCGUAGGGAGAGGAGCUCUGGGUGGAGGAGGAGGAGGAGGAGGAGGAGGAGGUGUUAGGAUCCGUUUACCCUGAGUUUGAAUUUUCAGACAAACAAUAGAAACAAGAUCAAAAAUCUCUUUGUGUAAAAUCAUUUUUUCAGAUUUGUGAAAAAAAAACGAAUUCGUUUUCACGUAUUUUUAGGAAAUUUAAAAUUCAGUUUAUUUGUGUCGAUGUUUUAACAGUUUGUGUGUUUUCUGGGUUCUAAAGUUUGUUUUUAAAACCAGAAACAAAACUUAAAACAACUGAUAUUUGAUUUUAUUAAAUCCAAAAAAUAAAUAAAUAAAGAUUAUUUUAAUAUUAGAAAUAAAGUGAUUUAUCGUCCUUGAAUGAACCAGGAAGUCGUCUCCAUGUGGAACACUGCUCCAAACUACAACUUCUUCUUCUUCUGUUUGCUUGAGUUGUGUACUUCACUGUUACACGGUUCCUGUUGUGUUAUUAGGACACGUCUCCUCCACAUUAUUUCUGAAACAACUUUGUCUCAUAACAAGAAAAAGAAAAGUCCCACAGAAACAUUUUAUCAUGACCUGGUUCCUCUGAACGUUCUAGUUUCAAACUUCCUUCUAGAAAUCGACACUUUUCAAGUUUUGAAUAUUAUGAAUAAAAAAUAGUGUAAAUAUAAAGUUUCUAAUAGUUUUUUUCUCAUUUAAAGAACAAAAUCUCAGCCUCCUCCUCCUCCUCCUCCUCGUCAGGUGACCUCCCAGCAGCCAUGUUUGUAGUUCCUUGUCCAUCUUUAGACUAGUGCUGCGUCAGGACGUUAAAGGAGCUCCUCUCCCUGUCGGACUGAGAUGGACCUGGGACCUCCUGCACCUCCUCCUGCUCCUCCUCCUCCUCCACUAACUCCGCCCUCAGAGCUACAGCUGAUCUAACCCAGAUUGACUACAGGACCCAUGAUGCAAUGAGAAGUGGGGGGGCGGGGGGAGUAAAUGAUCAAACAGGAAGUAGAGGAGACGUCUGGUGAGCCAAUAAAAAGAGACCUGGACCUGUUGCUGUUGUUUUGUGAGAUGCUUUUAUUUUUAAUCAUCUUCUUCACUCGUUUACGUUCUGAUUUUACUUCUUCAGUUUUUUGUAUUUUUCUUUUUCUCCUCAGACCAAACCACCCGACAUGUAACUUAAAGAAAUAAAAUGUAAAAUAUAACACGACUGCAUUCACACAGGAAGGUUUUUAUUUUAAUUUGAAUGUGCUCAUCGUGUUCAGACUCGUUCACAAACAGGACGUCAGGAUAUUUGUUUGUUUGUGUGACUUUUUAUUUUAUAAACUUAUUAACACGGUUUAGAAAUAAUCAGACGUGGCUCAGCUGUUUCAGGUCAGUCGUUGUUUCCUACAGUUCCCAGAAUUCCUUUCAGCUCCAGGUGUUUGCAGCAGAUUAGAUUUAAGACAUUUAAACAGUAUUUAUAUCAUCACACAUGAAAUUAAAAAUGAACCACUAGUGGAAAAUGCAACUUAACCACAUGAAUCAUUGAUAUGUUUGAUCAAAUCUUCACUUUACAAACUUUUACAAAUGAAAUUCAGCUUCAGACUCUAAACACGACCGAGUUUAAGCUUCAGGUUCAAACUGUUCUCAGUGAAUCUGAGUCGACCGAACUCACCAGGACCUGGAUUUUAUUUUACUCAGUUCCACUUUAAAAUGAGAAAAUAAAUGUGACGCUUAUGGCACAAGAUUUAACAAUAAAAGCACCAUGUUCAUUUACAACCAUUUACUGUUGGAUUUUGUAAAAAAAAAGAAAUAUAUAUAUAUAUAAAUAUAUUAUUAUGUGUGUAAAUUUAAUACUUUUAUACAAAAAAUACUAAAAUACUUUAAUAUUAAAAAUAAUUUUCUUUCUACUAAAUUGAUUUUUUCUCCUUGAAUGAACCAGAAAGUUUUUUUUGUUCUUUUUUCUGUGUUUUUUUGUAUUUUCUUGGAUCUAACGUUGGUUUUAUUAAAUCCAAACACAAGAAAAAAGAAAGAGAAGUUUAAUAUUAGAUAUAAAUGUUUCUACUGAAGUGACUGAAUGAACCAGGAAGUCGUCUCCAAACUACUUUCUCUUUUUCUUCUUCUUCUACUCAAAUAAAAACAACCAGAAAUGAAUUGAAUCUGAAAUAGUUUUGACAGAUUUUUAGAUUUUUCUUUGUGUUUUUUCUGUAUUUUUUUUUUAAUAGUUUUUAAAGCUAAAUAAAUAAAUAACCUUGUUUUUAAUGUGA